AUGUCCUUAUACAAAUCAAAGCCCGUUUUCUUGAUCCUCAUUCCUCUUCUCAUGCUGCACCGCAAUUUAAGGACUAGUUUCGAAUUCUCAGACUUUUCUAGUCCAUACAGAAACGAACUCUUCAUCUUCCAAGGUGAUGCCUCUGCAUCAUCCAACGGUUCCAUUCAACUCACGAAGAUCGAAAACGGUAAACCAAUCCCUAACAGUGUUGGUAGAGUCUCUUAUGGCCUACCAAUGCGCCUCUGGGACUUGAAAACCCAGAAGCUAGCAAGUUUCACCACUAGCUUCUCUUUUUUCGUGUCACCAAAUGGCGGAGACGGAAUCUCAUUCUUCAUGGCACCUUUUCAUUCUCCAAUCCCCAAAGAUUCACAAGGUGGAUACCUUGGUCUCUUCAAUCCCGACGCUUCACUAGCCCCCUUCAGAGAUCCUACGGUUGCUGUAGAAUUCGACACGUUUUCCAAUCCAUGGGAUCCUGCGUUUUCGCACAUCGGCAUUGAUGUGAACUCCAUUGUUUCCGUAACUAGUGUGCCAUGGCUGAAUGGGGUUGAGGGUUUGAACACUACAGUAUUUGCCACUGUAAGCUAUGAGGCAGUAACACAAAAUUUAAGCGUGGUUGUGAGUUACUACAGUGGAAGCGUUCUUGGUGGGACUACGGUGAACGCUUCACUGUCGCAUGUGAUUGAUUUGAGGAACGUUCUGCCGGAAAGGGUAAGCGUCGGAUUCUCCGGUGCCACGGGACAGUUUGUUGAAGUAAACAAUAUUCUUUCUUGGAGUUUCAGUUCUGCCUUCUAUUAG
Arachis duranensis is the source of this 795-nucleotide messenger RNA. Its product is annotated as lectin 7. Bases 1 to 795 code for a protein of 264 amino acids. Gene Ontology annotation, molecular function: carbohydrate binding. The record is from RefSeq and is a predicted model, not a curated record. Lineage: Eukaryota; Viridiplantae; Streptophyta; Magnoliopsida; Fabales; Fabaceae. The transcript has a single exon.